AUGUCAGUGGCUGCUUACUGUAUAUUUUGCUAUAGACAAAUAGGAACUUCUGCUCCAGCCACAAAAACACACCUACCCUGGCAUGGUAUCAGAAAAAUUGCAAAGGUAACUGGAUCACUGAUACUCGGAGGGUUUGUAUUCAUUACAUAUGAAGUCCUGUCCUUAAAGAAGUUACUGCAAAUCGAUACUCAAGCUCUACAUCAAGAAAAACUUAAAUCCUAUGUGUACGUACGUACAGCUUCUCUAAAUCAAAGUGAAUAUCGAGGAAUCACAUACCAAGCCAGAAAAGAAAUCCAUAAAGCAGUGAGGAAAAUUCUAGAAACAGAAGCUAAAUUUUUCCGGAGACCUUUUAAAGAACAAUUUGGUACAUUUGAUGGAGAAGAUCAUGAGUGUGCCUUAUGGCUUCUCUUAAAGAGAAGUCAGUCAGAAGACAAAGAGGUCCGACUACAGGCUGUACAAGACCUGGCAAACAACAGUCACUGGCAUGAUUAUCAGUAUGGUACAGUUGCCCAAACCUGUGAUCAGAGGACUGCUAUAGGGUUGGCUCGAUCCAAAGAUAUCGACCUCCGCUUUUUCCUGCCUCCACCACCAUUGCCAAAAACAAAGAAUGAUUAUACCAUAGAAGACGAACUUCGCCUGUUGUUAGUGUCUUUACCUCAGACCGAUCUUGAUCCAUGUGUCCAGCACUUCACAUCUCUUGCUUUACGUGAAAGUAGCCAGAUUCUUGCUGCACAAAGGGGAGGUUUAUGGUGUUUUGGAGGCAAUGGACUUCCAUAUUGUGAGACACUGAGUAAGAUCCCUUCAGAGACAGUGGAACUCUUUUGCUUGCAAGCUUUAGUACAGCAUUCUAAGGUUUCUUCUCACUGUGAUAAAAUUGAAGCUAAAGGAGGCCUUCAGUUACUACAAAGAAUAUACCAGCUACGUAAAGAUUCAGCAAAAAUACAAAGGAACAUAAUUCACAUUAUUGGAAAUAUGGCUUUGGAUGAACGUCUUCAUGCAUCAAUAGUACGUGCAGGUUGGAUUUCUGUACUUGCUGAAGUAAUGAAAUCCCCACAUGUCAUUCAGUCUUCUCAUGCAUCCAGAGCUUUGGCGAAUCUAGACAGGGACACGGUCAAAGAAAAAUACCCAGAUGGUGUUUAUGUCUUGCAUCCACAAUACCGCAGCAGUCAGCCCAUCAGAGCAGACGUCCUUUUUGUUCAUGGUCUUUUGGGAGCAGCAUUUAAAACCUGGCGACAGCAAGACAUUGACCGGCGUUUGGAUAAGAAGGCUUCAGAAGGACAAGAGGAGUACAGUCAGUGCUGGCCAAAGACAUGGCUGGCUUCAGACUGUCCUGCCCUUAGAGUCAUUUCUGUGGAAUAUGACACCAAUUUGAGUGACUGGAAAGCAAAAUGUCCUGUUGAGGCUCACAGGUAA
Molecule: messenger RNA, 1413 nt
Organism: Nestor notabilis (Kea)
Lineage: Eukaryota; Metazoa; Chordata; Aves; Psittaciformes; Psittacidae
Product: protein SERAC1-like
Exons: 12
Coding region: 1-1413 (470 amino acids)
Source: RefSeq, a predicted model, not a curated record